This is a messenger RNA of Mesoplodon densirostris (Blainville's beaked whale), 576 nucleotides long. RefSeq names its product translocon-associated protein subunit gamma-like. The transcript has a single exon. NCBI's taxonomy places the organism in Eukaryota, Metazoa, Chordata, Mammalia, Artiodactyla, Ziphiidae. Bases 3 to 563 code for a protein of 186 amino acids. Gene Ontology annotation, biological process: SRP-dependent cotranslational protein targeting to membrane. Gene Ontology annotation, cellular component: endoplasmic reticulum; membrane. The record is from RefSeq and is a predicted model, not a curated record.
CCAUGGCUCCCAAAGGCGGCUCCAAGCAGCAGUCCGAGGAGGACCUGCUCCUGCAGGAUUUCAGCCAUAACCUCUUGGCCAAGUCCUUGGUGCUCUUCUUUGGGAAUGCCUUCAUCACGUCCGCCUUCCCCAUCUGGCUAUACUGGCGAAUAUGGCAUAUGGAUCUUAUUCAGCCUGCUGUUCUGUAUAGUGUGAUGACCCUAGUAAGCACUUAUUUGGUAGCCUUUGCAUACAAAAAUGUGAGAUUUGUUCUCAAGCACAAAGUAGCACAGAAGAGGGAGGUUGCUGUUUCCAAAGAAGUGACUCGAAAACUUUCUGAAGCUGGUAAUAGAAAGAUAUCUCGGAAGCAAAAAGAUGAAAGAAUCUUGUGGAAGAAGAAUGAAGCUGCUGAUUAUGAAGCUACAACAUUUUCCAUCUUCUAUAAUAAUAACACCCUAUUUCUGGUCUUGGUCAUUGUGGCUUCCUUCUUUAUAUUGAAGAACUUCAACCCCACAGUGAACUACAUUUUGUCCAUACGUGCUUCCUCGGGCCUCAUCGCCCUCCUGUCUUCUGGCUCCAAGUAGACCACAUCAGCUU